AAAACCGCUCUGUGAUACUUUCGACCAUGGCGCCACCGACGAGGUCAACAUCCGCCGCUAAAAAGCAAAACAAUGCCUUCGCAUUCCCCGCUACUGAGUCAACGCAGUCGCCGGUGCUAUACGCGUAUAUGACGCUGUAUAAUGUUCUGUCGGCGGUGGGAUGGUCUUUAGUGCUGUAUACGACCGUAUCGCAUCUCCUUACGUCCCCAUAUCCCUCAACGCCUUCUGCGGUGCCCACAGCACCCAAAACAAGUUCCUACUUUGCCCGUCUAUUCUCUUCCCUGCCUAUUCUCAAGUCCGCCGCACCCGCGGCGCCCCCUACAUCCACCAUCGAAGCCUUUGUCCUCGCCAAACUCCCUUUCCUUGAGCCGUACCUGCGGAGGAGCCAUACUCUGUACCAGAGUGCGGGUUUGGUCACGGCGGUCGUGCAGAGUUUUGCCGUGCUCGAGGUCGUGCAUGUGCUGCUGGGAUGGGUGAAGAGCGCGCUCCCGACGACCGCGGUUCAGGUUGCCAGUAGGCUGAUACUCGUAUGGGGCAUUGCUGAACGAUUUGAGGAGGCCCGCACCUCCCCCUUCUACGCCACGAUGCUCCUCUCCUGGGCAUCCACCGAGAUAAUUCGGUACUCCUACUACGCCCUGUCCCUCCUCUCCUCCCCCACUUCCCCAGCCCCGUUCAAGGUCACCAUCCCGUACUGGCUCACCUACCUCCGCUACACGACGUUCUACGUGCUCUACCCGACGGGCGCGGGCAGCGAGGCCUUCUGCAUGUACGCGACGCUCCCGAAGAGCAACCCCAUCAGCGGCGCGUGGGUGCAGCAGAUGCUUUGGGGCCGGUGGGGUGUCGAGGACUGGGUGCGGGCGGCGUUGUUCGUCAUUUGGUGGCCGGGGUUGUAUGUUAUGUACACCCACAUGAUGCGCCAGCGUCGCAAGGUCCUCGGGACGGGUGGCCAGAAGCUGGGCGCCGCUCCGGCCGUCCCUCCCAAAAACAAGACUCAAUGAACCAAAAUGCGAUAAAUGCUGCGAUAUGUUCGUGCUAAUGACUUACAGUAACGAGUAGGGAACGGUUUUUUGUUUAUUCGUAUACCUAUAUGGUCUCUUUAUCUUUAUACUCUUCUAGUAUCGGAUGACUAACGGAAUAGAAGGAUGAACCCCUUUGCACUGU
Molecule: messenger RNA, 1161 nt
Organism: Gloeophyllum trabeum ATCC 11539
Lineage: Eukaryota; Fungi; Basidiomycota; Agaricomycetes; Gloeophyllales; Gloeophyllaceae
Product: PTPLA-domain-containing protein
Exons: 3
Coding region: 27-998 (323 amino acids)
Biological process (GO): sphingolipid biosynthetic process; fatty acid elongation; very long-chain fatty acid biosynthetic process
Cellular component (GO): endoplasmic reticulum membrane
Molecular function (GO): 3-hydroxyacyl-CoA dehydratase activity
Source: RefSeq, a predicted model, not a curated record